Molecule: messenger RNA, 2432 nt
Organism: Asterias rubens (European starfish)
Lineage: Eukaryota; Metazoa; Echinodermata; Asteroidea; Forcipulatida; Asteriidae
Product: zinc finger protein OZF-like
Exons: 2
Coding region: 299-1930 (543 amino acids)
Cellular component (GO): nucleus
Source: RefSeq, a predicted model, not a curated record
AUCAGUAUCAGUAUGGUAUUAGCUUUCCAAAGAAGACAUGUAUGUGGAACAACCAUUAAGAAAAAGGAGCUGGAAAAACAUCAAGCUACCCAUUCUGGACGUCAUUGGAUACGCUUGUGUGUGAUGUUGGUAAUCAAGUACAUCGCAGAAAAACCAUGUUGUGAUGGUAAGGCCUUCCAAUUAGUUUAAACCGACAUCACUGUGUCCUCACUGGAGAAGAAGCAAUAUUUUGUGCUGUUCGCAGACAUUUUUUAAUCUUGCAAGUGAUUGUUAAAAUUGCCUCUUUAUUAUUACCAAUAUGAAUUCUGAAAAGCCACAGAACACAGAACCAUUUCAUUGUGAUAUUGGGGCAACAACUUUCACACUAGAUCUCCAACUGACCAACAAUCAACCAGUCAACACUGGAGAGAAACCAUUAACUUGUGUCAUUUGUGGAGAGCGUUUUACUAAUCAGGGGGCUCUUACUGACCAUCACCUAAUUCACACUGAGGUGAAACCGGUUCUCUGUGACAUUUGUGGAAAAGGUUUCAUCAGUGAGCCUAGCCUGAUCACCCAUCAUCAGCAAGUCCACACUGGAGAGAAACCAUUUGUUUGUGACAUUUGUGGUAAAGCCUUCUCACAAAAACAUUGCUUGAACAUCCAUGACUGUAUCCAUACUGAAGAGAAAUCGUAUCCUUGUAAAAUAUGUGAACUCCACUUGAUCACUCAUCAGCAAGUCCACACUGGAGAGAAACCAUUUGCUUGUGACACUUGUGGAGAAGCCUUCAGACAAAAACUCCACCUGACUGACCGUCAACGUAUCCACACUAGAGAGAAACUUCUUGUGUUUGUUUGUGACGUUUGUAAAAAAGAAUUCUCUCUUAAAAGUUCGCUAAAUCGUCACCAGAAACUUCACACUGGAGAGAACCCAUUUGUUUGUGACAUUUGUGGAAAAGAUUUUUCUAGAAAAGGCAAUCUAAUUUGUCACCAGAGAGUACACACUGGAGAGAAACCAUUUGCUUGUGACAUUUGUGGAAAAGCAUUUUCUGAAAGAGAAGGUGUAAAUAGACACCGAAGAGUCCACACUGGAGAGAAACCGUUUGUUUGUGAUACUUGCGGAAAAGAUUUUUAUCUGAAUAUUCAUCUAACCUCUCACCAGAGAGUCCACACUGGAGAGAAACCAUUUGUUUGUGACAUUUGUGGAAAGGCAUUUGCUCAUAGAAGUGGUUUAGCAAGCCACCGCAGAGUACACACUGGAAAGAAACUAUUAAUUUGUGACACUUGUGGAAAAGCAUUUGUUGAAAGAAGAAGCCUAAGUAGACACCAAAAGGUCCACAAUGGAGAGAAACCAUUCAUUUGUGACAUUUGUGGAAAAGAUUUUUCUCAAAAAGUCAAUCUAGUUUGUCAUCGGAGAGUACACACUGGAGAGAAACCAUUUGCUUGUAAAAUUUGUGGAAAAGCAUUUUCUGAAAAAGGUAAAUUAAGUAUGCACCAAAGAGUCCACACUGGAGAGAAACCAUUCAAUUGUGACAUUUGUGGACGAUGCUUCGCUUGUAAGUGGUCUCUCUCUAACCAUAAAAAAACUCACAUCGAGGAGAAACCAUUCAUUUGUGACAUUUGUGGAAAAGACUUUUCUCUAAAAGUCGGUCUACUUUGUCACCAGAGAGUACACACCGGAGAGAAACCAUUCAAAUGUGCCAUUUGUGGACAAUGCUUCACUUUUAGUUGGUCUCUCUCUAAACAUAAAAAAACUCACAUAGAGGAGACAACUCACAACGAGGAGAAACCAAUUGUUUGUGAUUUUUGUAGAAAAGUCUUCAAAUCCCAAAAGAUAUUCGAAAAACACAAAUGUGUUCACCCUGUAGGGGAGCCAUUUGUUUGUGACGUAUUUUCAGAAGAGCAGUUAAAGUAUUCAGCAACAAUUCCACACUUAAAGGAAAGCAUUGUUUGAGAUAUUUGUGGAAAAAUAUUUUUCACACAAAAUUGAGCUGCCCAGCCAUCAGCGAGUCCACACUGGAGAGAACAAGUUUGGAUGUGACAUUUAUGGAUUUGGAAAAAAAAACAUUUUCGUCACCUUGGAGUCUUCAUGUGACUGAAAUUUGUGGAAGUGCAUUCUAUGGAAAAGAAGCUCUGAAUAAAUAUCAAAGAGUCAACACUGGUGGAAAAACAAUGUUUGUGUUUGUGAAAAAGUACUUUCUCAAAAAGUCAGUCUAAAAAAAGCUGUCAGUUGCAUGCUAAAGAGAAACCAUGGUUUGAGCAUGGAGGUAUACAUGUAGAAUGGUUUGAGGAAAGGCUUUCCACUGAAAUUAAAUUACGCUUUGAAAAACCAUCAGUUCUCAACCAAAUGGGAAGUAACUAUGAAAAAUGUUUGUUGCAACAAUGCUUUGGUUAUAUUGGGUGCGUUCGUUUAGCUUCGCCGGGUCGACCCCGGUGUGUGGCAUUUUCUUUUUCCA